UUCGGUGCCAUGCUGCAACCUGGGGUCAACAAAUUCUCCCUAAGGAUGUUCGGCAGUCAGAAAGCGGUGGAGCGCGAGCAGGAGAGGGUUAAGUCAGCCGGGUUUUGGAUUAUCCACCCCUACAGUGACUUCAGAUUUUACUGGGACCUGACGAUGCUGCUGCUGAUGGUGGGAAAUCUGAUCAUUAUUCCUGUGGGCAUCACCUUCUUCAAGGAUGAGAACACCACACCCUGGAUCGUCUUCAAUGUGGUGUCGGACACAUUCUUCCUCAUUGACUUGGUCCUCAACUUCCGCACGGGGAUCGUGGUGGAGGACAACACGGAAAUCAUCCUUGACCCACAACGGAUUAAGAUGAAGUACUUGAAAAGCUGGUUUGUGGUGGAUUUCAUCUCCUCCAUCCCCGUGGACUACAUCUUCCUGAUUGUGGAGACUCGCAUUGACUCAGAGGUCUACAAGACUGCGAGGGCUCUCCGCAUCGUCCGCUUCACCAAGAUCCUCAGCCUCCUGCGCCUCUUGCGGCUUUCUCGCCUCAUUCGAUAUAUCCAUCAGUGGGAAGAGAUUUUCCACAUGACCUAUGACCUGGCCAGUGCUGUGGUGCGCAUCGUGAACCUCAUCGGCAUGAUGCUCUUGCUGUGUCACUGGGACGGCUGCCUGCAGUUCCUGGUGCCCAUGCUGCAGGACUUCCCCCACGACUGCUGGGUGUCCAUCAAUGGCAUGGUGAAUAACUCCUGGGGGAAGCAGUACUCCUAUGCCCUCUUCAAGGCCAUGAGUCACAUGCUGUGCAUAGGGUAUGGACGGCAGGCACCUGUAGGCAUGUCUGACGUCUGGCUCACCAUGCUCAGCAUGAUUGUGGGUGCCACCUGCUAUGCCAUGUUCAUCGGCCAUGCCACUGCCCUCAUCCAGUCUCUGGAUUCCUCCCGGCGCCAGUACCAGGAGAAGUAUAAACAGGUGGAGCAGUACAUGUCUUUCCACAAGCUCCCGCCCGACACCCGACAGCGUAUCCAUGACUAUUAUGAACACCGCUACCAGGGCAAGAUGUUUGAUGAGGAAAGCAUCCUGGGUGAACUGAGUGAGCCGCUACGAGAGGAGAUCAUCAACUUUAACUGCCGAAAGCUGGUGGCCUCCAUGCCGUUGUUUGCCAAUGCAGACCCUAACUUUGUGACGUCCAUGCUGACCAAGUUGCGCUUUGAGGUCUUCCAGCCUGGGGAUUACAUCAUCCGAGAAGGCACCAUCGGCAAGAAGAUGUACUUUAUUCAGCAUGGUGUUGUCAGUGUGCUCACCAAGGGCAACAAGGAGACCAAGCUGGCUGAUGGCUCAUAUUUUGGAGAGAUCUGCUUGCUGACCCGGGGGCGGCGCACAGCCAGCGUGAGGGCGGAUACCUAUUGUCGCCUCUACUCACUGAGUGUGGACAACUUUAAUGAGGUGCUGGAGGAAUAUCCCAUGAUGCGGAGGGCCUUUGAGACUGUUGCGCUGGACCGCCUGGACCGCAUAGGCAAGAAGAAUUCCAUCCUCCUCCACAAGGUGCAGCACGACCUCAACUCAGGCGUCUUCAACUACCAGGAGAACGAGAUCAUCCAGCAAAUCGUGAGGCAUGACCGAGAGAUGGCCCACUGCGCUCACCGUGUCCAGGCUGCUGCCUCAGCCACCCCAACCCCCACACCUGUCAUAUGGACCCCGCUGAUCCAGGCACCGCUGCAGGCUGCUGCUGCAACCACGUCGGUGGCCAUAGCCCUCACACACCACCCUCGCCUGCCCGCCGCCAUCUUCCGGCCCCCGCCGGGACCCGGACUGGGCAACCUUGGGGCUGGACAGACACCGAGGCACCCAAGGAGGCUGCAGUCCCUGAUCCCUUUGGUGCUGGGCUCUGUUUCCCCAGCCAGCAGCCCAUCACAGGUGGACACGCCAUCUUCAUCUUCCUUCCACAUCCAACAGCUGGCUGGAUUCUCUGCACCUCCUGGAUUGAGCCCUCUCUUGCCCUCCUCUAGCUCUUCCCCACCUCCAGGGGCCUGCGGUUCCCCACCAGCCCCCACACCAUCCACCUCCGCAGCUGCUGCCACCACAGCUGGGUUCGGCCACUUUCACAAGGCGCUAGGUGGCUCCCUGUCAUCCUCUGACUCCCCGCUGCUCACCCCACUGCAGCCAGGCGCUCGUUCCCCACAGGCUGCCCAGCUGCCACCCCCACUGCCUGGGGCCCGAGGAGGCCUGGGACUCCUGGAGCACUUCUUGCCACCCCCGCCCUCUUCUAGGUCACCAUCGUCCAGCCCUGGGCAGCUGGGUCAGCCUCCUGGAGAGUUGUCCCCAGGUCUGGCAGCUGGCCCACCAAGUACACCAGAGACACCCCCACGGCCUGAACGGCCAUCCUUCAUGGCAGGGGCCUCUGGGGGUGCUUCUCCUGUAGCCUUUACCCAACGAGGAGGCCUCAGCCCUCCGGGCCAUAGCCCAGGCCCCCCAAGAACUUUCCCAAGUGCCCCACCGCGGGCCUCUGGCUCCCAUGGUUCCUUGCUCCUGCCACCUGCAUCCAGUCCUCCACCUCCCCAAGUCCCACAACGCAGGGGUACACCACCCCUCACCCCAGGCCGCCUCACACAGGACCUGAAGCUCAUCUCAGCCUCUCAGCCAGCCCUCCCCCAGGAUGGGGCACAGACUCUCCGCAGGGCCUCCCCUCACUCCUCAGGGGAGUCGGUGGCUGCCUUCCCACUUUUUCCCAGAGCUGUGGGUGGCAGCGGGAGUAGUGGGGGCCUGGGGCCUCCUGGGAGGCCCUAUGGUGCCAUCCCAGGCCAGCAUGUCACUUUGCCUCGGAAGACAUCCUCAGGUUCUCUGCCACCCCCACUUUCCUUGUUUGGGGCAAGAGCUGUCUCUUCUGGAGGGCCCCCUCUGACUGCUGCACCCCAGAGGGAACCUGGGGCUAGGUCUGAGCCAGUGCGCUCAAAACUGCCGUCUAAUCUAUGA
Messenger RNA from Cricetulus griseus (Chinese hamster), 2949 nucleotides. NCBI's taxonomy places the organism in Eukaryota, Metazoa, Chordata, Mammalia, Rodentia, Cricetidae. The record is from RefSeq and is a predicted model, not a curated record.